CGAUGAUCUUAAAGGUCUUUUCCAACCAAAGUGAUUUGGUCCCUCACGGCAGCGGGGAGGGAGUUGGGCUGGGAGCGGUGCCGGCAGUGCCCGGGCUUGCCUUACGGCUGACACUGAGGCGGGCGGGGAGGGCAAACCCCUGGAGAUAAAUACUGGAGUAUUUCUAAAAGGCAUUAAUUUUCGGUUAGCGUUUUUCCUCAGAUUUUCAAAUAGUGUUGUACAUAAGGCAUGCUAGAUGUUGUGCCCUUUUUUUUUUAAAUUUUAUUUUCUGUUUCUUUCAAGUCUUUAAAUUGAGUAAUUGUCCUUGAGGGUGGUUAGAGAAAGGUUUUAUCCGUUUGCUGCCUUUGCAAAAACUGCCUCUGUUGAAAGUGUCCUCUUGCCUAGAUCCGCAGCUGGGAGCGAGCUGUUUGUGCUGUGUGUUAGUAACUUCAAGCCCUUUGGGAGUGGGAAAUUCCCAAAGUCAGUCAGUGUGGAGGAGGAAGGGAAAGAAACAUAGGUUGUUAAUCCAGGGUUAAAAUAAAAACCUGCCUUUCCUCUCACUUCUUAUCUUAAAAAGUGCAGAGACCUCACACAUACAGAACAGCACAUUUAUUGUUUCCUCACACGUACAGAAGGACAGUGUGUUUGCUGUGUGGAGUCUGCAAUACUGGGGCCAUUCCCUCAGGCAGGUGGUGGCUGAUCUGCAGGUGUGGUCCUUAGCCCAGAAGCCAAGUCUGAUGUUUGUAGAUGCUGUGAUGCUGUUUUGGUUACUAACCGAUCAUUUAAGAUGUCACGGCUGCCAGAACUGAGGAGGAAAAUGCAGAUAACUCUUAAUCCUUAAGCAAUCCCUGGCUGUCCUUCCAGCAUGUUGCAAGCACCUCAGUCUAGCUCCUUGUCCCAUACUUACUUGUGAGGACUCGGCAGCAGUGUGAAUCAGAAUUUCCUGUAAAGAAUUCCCUCUGUAAAAUUGUCUCCACAUAAACAUUUUAAGUUCCUUAGACAUGCUGUUCUCCUGUCUUGAAGUGAUGUUUCUUUAUUUGCUUCUGCCACGAGUUUAGUACUGGGUAGAAUAGUACAUAAAUGUCAAAUAAUGCAUUGCUGACAGAGGACAGCCUAUGAACGUUGGCAUGUUGGCAGUUCCCUAAACACUGGUGACAGUCCUCAGUUCUGUGCAACAUCCACACUGCUGGCAUCAAGAACAGGAAUGUGGAAGCUGGAACGAUUCUGAUUCUUUGGUGCUUGAUGAAUAUCAAUGUAGACAUUUAGACCAAUGGCUGGAGAGCUCUUCAACACCAGAAGAUUCUAGCCCUCUUUCUAGUUGCCUUGACUGGGAAGGCAGAAUUGAAGAAGGCAAAACAAUGAGGACAUCAAAUAAAAAAAAGACGAAUUCUGUUUCGAGUGAUUCUGCUAAUCCAGCUGAAAGGGAAACAGAUGAAGUGGUUCUGAGGAGAAGACAAAAACAGAUCAAUUUUGGAAAGAAUACUCUUGCAUAUGACAGAUACAUUAAAGAAGUUCCAAAGAAUCAGCGAAUACCAGGAGUUCAUCCUAGAACUCCCAACAAAUUUAAGAAGUACAGCCGUAGAUCCUGGGACCAGCAGAUCAGGCUGUGGAAGAUAGCACUGCAUGCCUGGGAUCCUCCUACUGAAGAAACCUGGGAUCUGCAGCCAGUUAGUACAGAACCCUCAGGCAGUUCCCAGGAAUGGUUCUGCAAAGAUCAGGAUGUUUCUAGCUCCCUUGUAUUUGACGAAAAGCAGAAGAAAAAUGAGUGUGAAGAUGAAUGCAGACAGACUGACUACACACCAGAGAGUUCCUGUUCUCCUGAUUCUUCUCCAGUAUGGAAACGCAGAAAAAGAAACAAUUCUGACUCCUCUGUGGUUUCAAAGAGCAAAAACCAUUAUGUGCAUAUGUACCACACACUGGAAAGUCUUACUGAAUCAGGCCAUCAAGAGGCUUUUUCAAAGUGCUCAGAGUGGGAAGCCUUUGGUGAAAAUGAUGAAGUAAUGACAGCGCAACAUGGAAUAGAAAUAACAAGUUAUUUGUUUUUAUGCAGUGACCCAAUUCCAGCCAGUUGUUCUUCAGGAUGGAAAGAUCAGAAACAGAAAAAAACCAAGUCCUAUCUGCCUGACAGCAAAACUUGCAGAGAUACAGACUGCAGGCUGGAGAGGCUUAAACUGUGUAGUGGUCUAUUGGAAGGGCAUCAGCCAGAAUACCCUGAAAGGGAAUGGGGAAGUGCAAGUGUUGAAGAUAGAAUAAUGAGGAAGAAAAUUUAAAUACCAAGUCUCUCUUUGUAUAUAGAAGUAUCAAAGAAGAAGGACUUUCUCCUGUGACAGAAAAUGAUUUGAAGAAUAGGGACAUAGACUGAGAUCACCCUUGGAAAACUGGUGCAGUCGCAUAAGAUCUGCACUGAAAGUGGGAGAGAUUUACAGUCAGCAUAUGUGCAAUCAACAUAAGGUGAAACAUGCAGGUUUCUUCAGAUCUUUAAGGUUAGGCUGUUUUCUGCAAGCUCUGCCUCAAGUGUAAAACUUCAGAUUUCAUUAAGUCUGUGCUGCGAUGAUGACGGAUGCUCCUUAAAGCUUUUGUGAGAAUGUUUCUGCUUUACCUGCGUUCGCAGAUGCCAUGUGCAUCAUACUGUAAAGGCUACUUCAGUUGAUGGAUCCUGCUGUUGCCAUUUGGAGAUCACACUACUUAGAGUGCGCUAAUGUGCUGGUGAAUUGGUCCAAUGUUGAGUCAGACUGAAGAAUGCCACCCCUUAAACCAAGGCGUUAAACCCUGUUUCCUCUACUGGACCAGAAUCAUACAUCCAACCUGAAGAACUGCUUCAAAAUAAUGUAGAUAAUUCCAACCUUUCUCCAGUUGUUAAAGACAAACUGUUCUUAGCUUUUGAAGUGGGUGAUGAUCCAUUUGGCUUAUUCACCGUUCUCUGAGAUACAUUAAGCUAGCAUUUGCUUAAGCCUAGUGAGAGAAGAGAAAGGCAGGUGGUUUAUCACCAUCAGCUCCCUCUGUUUAUGGGGAUGAGUGACUGUUCAAACAGCAACACAGCCUAAAUACCUGGAUUUUACUUUUAUGUAUGUUGCAGCCUGACCCAAAGAGCCAAUCUACUGCUGAGAGUAUAAGAGGAUGAGUUCAGUGCCUGCUGUUCCUACAGGAAUUGGAGGUGAGCAGCAGUAUUUGCAGGUUUGGAGCUGCUCAUGGGUAUGUGGUGUCCAGGCUAAGGAUUGUCACGGUGUUGAGAUCAGCUUUCCUUUGUUUUGCUCUCUAGCACUGUGCUCAGAAGGUCAAAGUGAGGGCUGCGGCUGCAGUGGAGUUUAGACCAGAUUCAUGUGCCAGUUAGAAGUUUUGGGGUGGUUUUUUACAGUCCUUGUGGCAUUUUAUGUAGCAUGUAACUGGGAUCUGAAUGUCUGUUAGUGCUGGGAAUUCUCUCUGUGGUAGUUGAGCCUGGCUCUUGGCAAGGCCACAGCAGAACUGUGGCAAUGCUAGGGAUGACACCUGGCAGCCUUGCUGUGGGGCUGGCAGUGCACCCGCAGGGCCAAAAGCCCAUUGUGCUGCUGAAGUGGAAGGAAGCUCCUUCCCAAAAACUGCUCCCAGUCCCUUCAAAAGGUUAUUUCCAGGCAUGCUCAGGCAUGGGGUUAGGUUCUGUCCCAGCACAAGGGUGGCUCAGUCACACACCACAGAGCAUGGGGUGUGUGCAUACACGGAACACGUCUGUACAGGACUCUUUUUAAGAAGUAAUAUUUAGAACCUCGUUGUUCCAGUGUGCAUGCUUCCAUGUGACUUACGAUGAAUGUAAAUAAGGGAAUGUGUUACAUUUUCGGCAUUUUGUCUUCAUGCAAAAGAAUAAAGACUUUAAAAAUCCCUGUUAGUCUGCUUUUGCUGUUGUCAGUUUCAUCAUAAAAGGAAUAUGUGGGUUCAGUAGUCCUUUUUUUCGUUCAUUUUAAGGUGCUUUGUUAAUUUUCAGGGGGGAGGGUGUUAUGCCUUGCUAAAAGGAUGAAGGCCUCUUUGGAGAUUAAAUCGAACUCUUGUAGAGAGUUUACAGUAUAGCUUGGGUCAUGUCCAACUCCUCAGUUUGCGUUUUGUCAUCUUGUGAGUUUGUAUUUAGUGCAUUGUAACCUAGUGGAAGGGAGCAGCUGAGGCCAUUCUGCCACGAGAAGGGCUUCCUCCUGGAGAGGGCGGAGCUGUUAGGUGAGAGUUAAUAAGCUAUCAUUAAAUAUGUGAGCUCAGCUGUCAGAGCGCCUAAGCUUUUGCCUAUGAUGGAUAGGGCCUGCAAUGGAUUUAUGGGCACAAAUCCAUAGGAUUUGUAAUUCAGCAACCCUUAAAAGAUCCUGUAUUUCUCGGUGUUAGAUACUUGGACUAGAAGUACAAUAACCAAUCCGCCCAUGGCAGUUAAAUUUGGGGUGGUUUUAUUCCCCAAUCCAGGUUCUGUAUGCUUGAGCAAGCUAUGCUAGCACAAGGAAAGGAAUGAUACUGAGCAGAUGAGGUUUGGGGUCUGCUAAACUUACUUCAUGCAGCGCUGCCACUGGAUGUAGAACCAUUGCAAUGUCUUUUAAUGAGUAACAGUACCCUCAUCAGUCUAAACAGAGCAGUUAAAACUGGAAUGCAAUCCCUCCGUUCAGUUGUUUAUCUAUCCAAGGCUAUUUGACAUAAGAGUUUACAGCUGAGGUAAGCAAAGCUGAAGUCUGGCACUCCACCCCCAGUUUGUAUUUGAUAGCCUUCCAUUAAUGUUACCUAUUUUACUUAAAUCCAGUUUGCAUAAAUCUGUGCUCAGUUCAUAAUUAAGCCAAAACAAACUCUGAACUUCACCAGCCAGGUUUAAAUUUCUUCUAAGAAGUGACAUGUAUCUUCUGUUGGCAUGCUUCCACUGGGGGGAUCUCCUUACAGGUGAUACAUUAUCUGUGCUUGUAGAAACAGUCCUUCGCUAGCAGUUCUGAAAUACCAUUGGUUAUCUGUACUUUGUUUUUAAAACGGCUGCUUUGAGGUCACAGUGGUGAGGAUUUCUUCUCCUCCCCUUAAAAUUCCCACUGGGGUGUGAAAGUGCUUUUCUGAAGGAUUUUCUUUGCUGACAAGGACAGAAAGAUGCAAGGCAGCUGUAAUCCCUCAGCUGUGUUAUGGCAGAUAGUUCUGCUUGAUAAACUGAAUUUAACUUGUACGUGGUGUUAUGCUAAAAGUACUGUGUGACUUCCAGGCUGGAGCCGUUCUCCAUCUGGCUCGCUUGGAUGCGUUCAGGUAAACAUGCUGUUCAAGUCCUCUUAUCUCAGAGCAAGGCUGGAGGAAAUGGAGGUUUUUUUGUAUGUGUUUUGAACCUAGGCUGAACUUCAAGUGUGUCCUUGGUUCAGGAAUGCAGCUCUGUUUUCCAUAGUAGUGUGUGGGAAAGGAGAGGUGCUAGCAUAGCAAACCUUCCCGCAGGAGCACGGCUGCUUUUGCAGAUGCCACACACAAGAUGCGUGCGUUUGCACUAUUUUUAUUUACAAGGCAAAGGGAAAGGAACUCCCAUGGUUCCCUUACAAGGUAAGGCUUCCCUUACACUGUACUAUUGUCAGAUCUUAGUCUUUCACUGAGCAUAGAGCCAGCCUGACUGUUGCCAACCAAAGGCAGGCAUUUUGGAGACGUCCUGCGACAGAGAUCUCUGAGGAGAAAAGCACAGGACCUGUGUACAACCUCUGAGGAAAAACCAUUGAGCUGAUGGAAAGCAAACACAGUUCUCCUUUACCUCUUCUCAAAGUACUACUGAUUUCAGCCAGGAGCACUAGGUAUGUAGACAUUCCACCCAGAAAGCAUUAUUAAACAGUUAAAAUGCCAUUUCCAAAUACAUACUUAGCAGGUGUCUUUGAGACGGGUACAUAUAAUGAAAACACAGAUGCAAUUUGUAGAAGUGAAACAUUUUAAUUCAGUGCAUUUGCAAAUGGGGGGGGAAAGAAAAGGUAAAACCAUUGAAAAGUUGAGCAAAAUAAUGCAAAAAAAAAAAAUCAAUAGAAAACCAGCCAGCUGCUGAGGUUUCAAACUCUGUAAUUUCUAAAAGCCCUUGCAAAUUACUGCCUGGAGACUCUUGGUCUGGCCUGGUGCAGCUCCUGAGGCAGGCUGGCAGCGAGCAGUCGCCUUUCCGCUUCUGAAGCUGUUCGUUUCGCUGGGAAGUUCGUGUGUCUGCAUGUGUUCAUCCACUUGUCUGUCACAGCUUUGCAAAAAAAAAAAUCAGCCAAGUGGUUGAAUAGUAUUUGUGCCUUUUAGGGAAAAAUAAGCGUGCAGUUCUCCCACUUUUAACAAGGCUGUGCAACGAGCUUUGCAGAUUGGCCAUGAAGAGGACCUUCAACACAUCUGAGCAAUCCUGAGCUUCGCUGAGCAGGUGCUUUCCCUUGGCCUUCAAGACCAUAUCUACAAUCCUGUAGUGAUCUCUGGUAGAAGAGAACUCGGCAGUUUUUACUGUGCUGAUCUGGGACCCUUAUCUGACCUCUACCUUCUUACCCUUGCUCUCCUGCCCAGAGUUAAAAGCAGCUGUACUGUACAAUUUUGCACCGCCUUGAAGAAAGCCCCUUUUUCUAUCUGCAAACUAAAAAAGGGGUAAGAAGGGCUGCCUGGUUAUUUACCAGACUUCAGCUGGGUUGUUCCUGUAGGCCAUUCUGCUCAAUUCUCCAAAAAGGAUUAACCAGGAAACAGGAAGAAAUAAAUGUGUUCUUAGAACUACUCACAAUUUGAAUCUAGAGACCUAGAAUUAAUGGGAGCAUGUGGUGAAGAGGAAGAAGGGCUUAAGGUAUGUGUUGCAUGGAGCAGGUGCUGCUUCUCUGAUGACUGUCUUGAUUACUUUAAAUAAUAAUGGAUCCAAAGCAGCAUACUUCUUUCAGCUGCAAUUAUGCUGUUUGGACAAUUCUGUCUUCCUAGCACACGAAGGCUGCCACCCACUGUGCCUGGUGACUGUGUCCUUUCUACUCAACUGGUGGAUAACAAGAGCUCCAGGUCUACGUAAAUAAUGAUUGGAAACAAGUUGGAGUAGCAGAGGCAAGGAAGACAUGAAUAGUGAAAAGCAGUUAAUUGUAUGCUGCAGGCAGUAACCAAAUGCCAGUGCUGGAGGAGGCCAGCUGGGCCAGCGCAACAGAUCACUCUGUUCCUGACACGCAGGGUAUUGAAAACAGACCGACUCCUGUAGAGCUGCAUCAGAAUAUGCAAAGGCUGCAUCUGAACAAGCAGAAAUGCAAUAUGUAAUUAAAGAAGAAAACGAACUCGGUUCUACAACAGGAGAAACAUCCCGUUCUCACUGCUACCCUGUCACAUUUUGAAUAUCAAACCUGCAGAGAUCCGGAGGUUACGUUACAUUCCCCAAAGAAUCUAAUGCCUUUUUAAAUAUGAACGCUCGCUUGCUUG
Molecule: messenger RNA, 7326 nt
Organism: Egretta garzetta (little egret)
Lineage: Eukaryota; Metazoa; Chordata; Aves; Pelecaniformes; Ardeidae
Exons: 14
Coding region: 1338-2249 (303 amino acids)
Biological process (GO): mRNA 3'-end processing by stem-loop binding and cleavage; mRNA transport
Cellular component (GO): cytoplasm; histone pre-mRNA 3'end processing complex
Molecular function (GO): histone pre-mRNA stem-loop binding; mRNA binding
Source: RefSeq, a predicted model, not a curated record